Messenger RNA from Esox lucius (northern pike), 5378 nucleotides. It is a transcript of the gene med14, whose product is annotated as mediator complex subunit 14. Gene Ontology annotation, molecular function: transcription coregulator activity. Gene Ontology annotation, biological process: regulation of transcription by RNA polymerase II. The record is from RefSeq and is a predicted model, not a curated record. The transcript has 29 exons. Bases 312 to 4607 code for a protein of 1431 amino acids. NCBI's taxonomy places the organism in Eukaryota, Metazoa, Chordata, Actinopteri, Esociformes, Esocidae. Gene Ontology annotation, cellular component: core mediator complex; mediator complex.
GAACAACAGUUUUUUCUGUAGCACUCGUUCCACCCUAUCCGGAUCUUUCUUUCCACCAAACCAUGAUCACUUCCCGUCAGAUAGCAAAGAUGGCGGUUGAACAGCAUUGAAUCCUUUCUGUAAUAAGCUAUUAAAACGCGGGUAUUUUCCGACUUUUCUAUGGGGCGAAUACGCCGAGCCACUACUGAAUAAUUACUACGUGCGCAAUGGUGUAGAAUAUGUGUAAGAAUAGUUCCAGUUCGAAGUAAUUGCGUGUCAGUACUUUUAUUUUUUUCGCUCUCCAUCUGUGGCGCUUGCCUUGUUAUUUUAAAAUGGCUCCGGUGCAGAUUGGAUCAGAUGGGCAACUGGUCCCUAUCGGGGGUGCCACCUCGGCCACCCAGCCGCCUCCCCCAGGACCUCCAGCCACCCAAGGGGUUCGGCUGAGCCUUCUGAUUGAGUUUCUGCUCCAGAGGACCUACCAUGAAAUCACUCUAUUGGGUGAACUACUUCCCAGGAAAACAGAUAUGGAAAGAAAAAUCGAGAUUGUCCAGUUUUCUAGUCGGACCCGGCAACUCUUCGUACGUCUCCUUGCCCUUGUGAAAUGGGCAAGCAAUGCUGGGAAGGUGGAAAAGUGUGCGAUGAUCUCUAGCUUCCUCGACCAGCAGGCCUUCCUGUUUGUUGACACAGCUGACAGGCUAGCAUCGCUUGCGAGGGAUGCCCUCGUGCACGCCCGCUUGCCCAGCUUCGCCAUCCCGUUCGCCAUCGACGUCCUCACCACCGGGUCAUAUCCACGCCUGCCCACUUGUAUUCGGGAUAAGAUCAUUCCCCCAGAUCCCAUCACUAAGGUGGAGAAGCAGACCACCCUGAACCAGCUCAAUCAGAUCCUGCGGCAUCGCCUUGUCACCACAGACCUACCACCUCAGCUAGCGAACCUUACCGUGGCUAACGGGCGUGUGAAGUUCCGUGUGGAGGGGGAGUUUGAGGCUACUCUAACGGUGAUGGGGGACGACCCUGAUAUUCCCUGGAGACUGUUAAAACUGGAGAUACUGGUGGAGGAUAAGGAGACUGGAGAUGGCCGAGCCCUGGUCCACAGUAUGCAGGUGAACUUCAUCCAUGAGCUGGUGCAGUCACGCCUCUUUGCAGAUGAGAAGCCGCUGCAGGACAUGUACAGCUGCCUGCACUCCUUCUGCUUGUCUCUGCAGCUAGAGGUGCUUCACUCGCAGACCCUCAUGUUGGUCCGGGAGCGCUGGGGAGACCUGGUGCAGGUGGAGCGCUAUAUGCCUGCCAAGUGCCUCACGCUGGGCGUCUGGAAUCAGCAGGUCCUGGGAAGGAGGACAGGCACCGCGUCAGUCCACAAAGUCACUAUCAAGAUUGACGAAUCGGACGGCUCCAAGCCUCUGCAGAUCUCCCAUGAGCCUCCGCUGCCGGCCUGUGACUCGAAACUAGUGGAGAGAGCCAUGAGGAUCGACCACUUGUCAGUGGAGAAGCUUCUGAUUGACAGUGUGCACGCCCGCUCACACCAGAAGUUACAGGAGCUGAAAGCCAUCCUGAAGAGCAGCAACCCCAGUGACAGCUCGUUCAUAGAGACGGCUCUGCCCACCUUGGUGAUACCCAUCCUGGAGCCUUGUGGACGGUCUGAGUGCCUGCACAUCUUUGUAGACCUGCACUCCGGGAUGUUCCAGCCCAUGCUGUAUGGGAUCGAUCAAUCCAUGCUGGAUGACAUCGAGAAGACCAUCAACGACGACAUGAAGCGCAUCAUAUCCUGGCUUCAGCAGCUUAAGUUUUGGUUAGGAGAGCAGAGGUGUCGACAGUCGGUGAAACAUCUCCCCACUGUUUGUACAGACAUACUACACCUCUCCAACUCCUCCACCCAUCCUGCGGGCAGCCUAUCAAAACACAAGCUCUUCAUCCGGCUGACCCGCCUGCCACAGUACUACAUUAUAGUGGAGAUGCUGGAUGUACCCGGCUGUCCCACCGAGCUGCAGUACAAGUACUCCUUCCUGUCCGUGUCUCAGUUGGAGGGUGAGGAGGGCCCUCCGUGUGCCCAGCUCUUGCAGCACUUCAAGCCCAAUCUGGAGCAACUGGUCAUGGACAACACCUCUGGCCGAGGGGCCCGUCCCGGAGCUAAGAGAAAAUUGUCAGGGGACCAGGGAGCUGUGGAGCCCAAGAAGCCCAAGCGCUCUGGGGAGAUGGCGGCCUUCAACAAGGAGCUAGCUCAUCUGGUUGCCAUGUGUGACACUAACAUGCCUUUCAUAGGCCUUAGAGUGGAGUUAUCUCAGAUGGAGAUUCCGCACCAAGGUGUCCAGGUGGAAGGAGACGGCUGCAGUCACACCAUCCGCAUCCUGAAGAUCCCUCCAUGUAAGGGUGUAGGGGAGGAGACGCGACGGGCUCUGGAGCGCUCCCUGCUGGACUGCACCUUCCGCCUGCAGGGGCGGAACAACCGCACCUGGGUGGCGGAGCUGGUUCUGGCCAACUGCCCGCUUAAUAGCACGCACAGCAAAGAACAAGCCUCCACUCGCCACGUGUACCUGACCUAUGAGAACCCUCUCUCGGAGCCUGUGGGUGGGAGGAAGGUGGUGGAGAUGUUCCUCAACGACUGGAGCGGCGUCAGCCAGCUGUACCAGUGUGUCCUGGAAUUCUCCCGGUCCCUACCGGAGAUGCCGUCCUACUUGGGUCUGUUCAGCGAGAUCCGCCUGUAUAACUAUCGCAAACUGGUCCUGUGCUACGGCAGCACCAAGGGCAGCUCGGUGACCAUCCAGUGGAACAGCAGUACUCAGAGGUUCCUUCUGUCUCUCGGGACUGUGGGCCCCAACUCGGGCUGUAGUAACUGCCACAACAUCAUACUGCAUCAGCUACAGGAGAUGUUCAACAAGACCCCGACCGUGGUCCAACUACUGCAGGUUCUGUCAGACACCCAGGCUCCCCUGAAUGCCAUCAACAAGCUGCCCACGGUGCCCAUGCUGGGGCUGACGCAGCGCACCAACACAGCCUACCAGUGCUUCUCCAUCCUCCCCCAGUCACCCACCCACAUCCGCCUGGCCUUCCGCAACAUGUACUGCAUAGACAUCUACUGUCGCAGCCGCGGUGUUGUUGCCAUAAGAGACGGCGCCUACAGCCUCUUCGACAACACCAAGAUCGUGGAGGGCUUCUAUCCUGCCCCGGGACUCAAGACGUUCCUCAACAUGUUUGUUGACAGUAGCCAAGAUGCUCGACGACGCUCGGUCAACGAGGACGACAACCCACCCUCGCCAGUUGGAGGCGACAUGAUGGACAGCCUAUUGAACCAACUACAGGCCCAGCAGCCUCCGCAGCCAAUGAGGGGGGGUCCUGGGGGCGUGUACCCUCCCCUCACGUCCCCCCCCACCCCUUACCAUCCCAACGUGGCGCCCUCGCCAUCCAUGAUGCCCACACCGUCCCCAGGGACCAUCCAUGCGUCGGGCUCCCCUAGCGGAGUGUUGAGAGCCCCCUCGCCUUUUGGGCCCACCCCGUCUCCAUCCUCUCUUGGCAUAGCUAUGGGCCCCGCCAGCUUUGCCAGCCCGCAUGGUGCUCUUGACCCCAGUUCCCCCUACGCCAUGGUGUCUCCCAGUCAGAGGGGCCAGUGGCCAGGCUCUCCCCAGGUCUCAGGGCCCUCUCCUGGGGCCCGCAUCCACGGCAUGUCCCCGGGAAACCCCUCACUCCACUCGCCCAUCCCUGAUGCCUCACACUCGCCACGCGCCGGUCCCAGUUCUGGCGUUAUGCCCCCGCCCCGUAAGCUACCUCAGCGCUCCUGGGCUGCCUCCAUCCCCACAAUCCUCAGCCACAACGCCCUGCACGUGUUGCUGCUGCCCUCCCCCACGCCCUGCCUGGUUCCGGGGCUGGCGGGCAGUUACCUCUGCUCUCCGCUGGAGCGCUUCCUGGGUUCGGUGAUCAUGAGACGCCACCUGCAGCGGAUCAUCCAGCUGGAGCCCAAUCUGUCCAUAGUGAACUCUAACGAGCCGGGGGUGAUCAUGUUUAAGACGGAGGUUUUGAAAUGUCGCGUGGCACUGAACCCUAAGACAUACCAGACCCUGCAGCUCAAAGUUACCCCAGAGAACGCAGGGCCCUGGUCACAGGAGGAGUUGCAGGUCCUGGAGAAGUUCUUUGAGACCCGGGUGGCCGGCCCUCCCUUCAAAUACAACACAUUAAAUGCCUUCACCAAACUGCUUGGGGCUCCCACCAACAUUCUCAGGGACUGUGUCCGCAUUAUGAAGCUUGAGCUGUUCCCUGACCAGGCCACCCAGCUGAAGUGGAACGUCCAGUUCUGUUUGACCAUCCCCCCCAGCGCCCCUCCCAUCGCGCCCCCAGGGACCAUCGCCGUGGUGCUCAAGUCCAAGAUGCUCUUCUUUCUUCAGCUGACCCAGAGGCUACCACUGCCCCAGGAGCCUGUGAACAUCAUCGUCCCCAUUGUGUACGACAUGGCCACGGGCCUGACCCAGCAGGCCGACAUCCCCAGGCAGCACUCCUCUUCGGGUGCAGCGGCACUCAUGGUCUCCAAUAUACUGAAGAGGUUCAACGAACUGCACCCCGCGCGACAGGGUGAGUGCACGAUCUUUGCAUCUGUCCACGAACUCAUGGCCAACCUCAACCUGCCCCCUGUUGGUCGCCAGUAGCAACCAAAACUCCCCUAUUGGAAAGAAAGCUAGAACCAGGAUCUGCCUCAGUACAGAACCAUUCUGGAAGUGGGAAAGGUUCCAUUCUGGACUCUAGUGAACUGGAGACGGUGUGCUCUCUCUAUUCCCUAAUGCAACAUUUGUCUUCUGUCACAGCCAACUGACGUCAAAUUAUUAUUUUUUUCUUUCAAAAAAGGAAGCCGAGUUAUUCAAAAAUGUCUAACACACACUUUGUAUUCUUGAUAAAGAACACUUAUGACACUGUGCAACUGCAUGCAUGUGUGGGAGUGUAACCUAAAAGACCUGUGCUGCGAAGAACUUAAAACAAAUUUUACAAAUAUUUGGUUUCCCUUCCAGAGGCACUUCUUAUCAAGGGAUUCACAUUUAAGAAUAUGGGUAUUUACCUAAAGAUGUACAUUGUUGUAUAUUUCAGCAUUGGGCAAAAAGGAUAAGCCAGUUCGAUGAGUAGGACUUUUGCUAGAGAGUGUGACUUAACAGUCUUUCCUUUUUAUAACGCAAGAUAUCAAUACUGUUGUGGUAUUGGGGAUGUAGCUAUUCUUUCUAAGUACACUAUUUAAAUGUAUUUUUGCCAUUAUGAUGUCAAGACCUAAUCCCUUUUUGUUCAAACGUGUCACUUUGAAUACUGUAAAACUGUGACAACCUUUAUAAGCCAGCUGUAUUUUAUUAUGACUGCUUUUGAGUCCUGAAUGAAGAAUCAAAGAACCGUUGUCUUUCUUUGAUAACUAUUUAAUAAAUCUGUCAAAAACGUGA